AUGCCCUCUGUCGUUGCAACUGCCUCUGCGCCUCACCUCCGCGUGUCCGCCGCAAAGAGCCAGGGCGAUAAGUCCUCAUCGGAUACUCAACCGUCGGCGAGAAUUCCACCUCCGGACCAGUCGGCGGUCGAAGAUCAAUUCUUCUGGACCUAUACUGAGGAGCCUCAUCGGUCGAGACGGCAGGCGAUCAUCAAGGCCCAUCCAGAGGUGACCAAGCUCUGCGGGCCUGAGCCUCUCACUAAAUAUGUCGUUCUGGGUGUUGUUACCCUUCAGAUUUGCUGCGCAUAUCUCCUUCGCGAUACAUCAUUCUUUUCAUGGCGAUUCUGGGCAACGGCGUAUAUAAUUGGGGCAACUGCAAACCAGAAUCUAUUCCUUGCGAUCCAUGAGAUCUCGCAUAAUUUGGCCUUUCGUUCAGCAAUGGCUAAUCGGUUGUUGGCAAUCUUCGCCAAUCUUCCAAUUGGACUGCCAUACAGUGCCGCUUUCCGGCCGUACCACCUCACACAUCACAAAUCUCUCGGCGUCGCAGGUCUCGACACCGACCUGCCCACCGCCGUUGAAGCUUUCUUCCUAGACUCUCUCCUGGGCAAGGCAUUCUUCUGCACCUUCCAGAUAUUCUUCUACGCCGUCCGCCCCAUGUUCAUCUACAGUCCUCCAUUCACCUAUAUCCACCUACUUAACCUCAUCACUCAGCUCUCCUUCGACUAUGCCCUCAGCAAGUUCUGCGGCGGCUCCCUCCAGCCAAUACUCUACCUACUCCUCAGCUCCUUCCUCGCCGGCUCUCUGCACCCCUGUGCCGGCCACUUUAUUGCAGAGCACUACUUCUUCUCCCGGGUGGAGAGCGGCGGCACAGAAAGCAUCGAAGAGCAGAAGAAAAUGCACAGCAAGCAAAAGCAGCAACCGCACCCUCUAGACUCCCUUCCGCCACCAGAGACAUACUCCUACUAUGGGCCCCUCAACAUCCUGACCUACAAUGUCGGCUUGCAUAACGAGCACCACGAUUUCCCGGCCAUCCCGUGGACGAAACUUCAUGAGCUUCACCGCAUCGCGCGAGAGUUCUACGAGCCGCUCCCCUGCCACCGCAGCUGGAUCUGGGUCAUCUGGACUUUCAUCCUGGAUAAGAAUGUGGGUAUGUGGUGCCGUGUCAAGAGAGCGCAGGGUGGUCGUCUCGUUGGUGGAGGCGGCAAUGGGCGAGCGGGGGAGGGGAUAUCCGCUGCUGCGGCCGGAACGGACGAAGGAGAUGGUUGGAAAGAAAGUGAAAUUCAGAAUUGA
This is a messenger RNA of Aspergillus pseudoviridinutans, 1269 nucleotides long. Its product is annotated as sphingolipid delta(4)-desaturase family protein. Gene Ontology annotation, cellular component: membrane. The transcript has 3 exons. Gene Ontology annotation, molecular function: sphingolipid delta-4 desaturase activity. Lineage: Eukaryota; Fungi; Ascomycota; Eurotiomycetes; Eurotiales; Aspergillaceae. The record is from RefSeq and is a predicted model, not a curated record. The coding region runs from base 1 to 1269 and encodes 422 amino acids. Gene Ontology annotation, biological process: ceramide biosynthetic process.